Molecule: messenger RNA, 2534 nt
Organism: Patiria miniata (bat star)
Lineage: Eukaryota; Metazoa; Echinodermata; Asteroidea; Valvatida; Asterinidae
Gene: lasp1
Product: LIM and SH3 domain protein Lasp-like
Exons: 8
Coding region: 148-900 (250 amino acids)
Cellular component (GO): focal adhesion
Molecular function (GO): actin filament binding
Source: RefSeq, a predicted model, not a curated record
CUUUGGCAUUUAGUGGCCAUCAUAAGCUGCUACACAAAUUGUGUGCAGUUUCUGCGCCAUCGGUAGUGAUUUACGUUUUGCUUGGAAAUUGCUCAGUUUUGCCAACUUUCUUGGAUUCAGGAGCGAAACAAGGGGCAGACCAGCAAGAUGAAUGCACCUUGUGCAAGAUGCAAGAAGACGGUUUAUCCGGUGGAAAAGCUUUCAUGUCUGGACAAGACAUGGCACAAAGGCUGUUUCACAUGUGAAACCUGCAACAUAAAGCUGACAAUGAAGACGUACAAAGGCUACAACAAACUACCGUACUGCAAUACGCAUUACCCGACUACACGUUUCACGGCAGUUGCAGACACCCCGGAAAAUAAACGUCUUGCUAAGCAGACAGCCAAUCAGAGCAAUCUGGUGUACCACAAGGAUCAUGUGGAAAGUCUGUCCAAGUUCUCUCAAGUUGCGGACACGCCUGCCAUGGAGACUUCCAAACGGAACCAGAUGAACGCCAGCCAAAUCAAUUAUGCCGCCAAGGCCCCGACUGCAAUUCCGCAGCAGCCGCCCCCAGGGUCUCAAUACGAAAUGGACCCAGUGGACUACAACCCAGAAAGCGAAUUGGAGACAGCACUUGGUUCUGUAUGGAGGGGAGCAGUUCAGUCCGGCGGUUACGAGCCCCCUCAGCACACUCAGCCCCCGCCAGCUGCCCCAGUUGCAGCACCCCCACCACCAUCUUCUGGUCCGAAGUACGUGGCUUUGUACGACUACGCAGCAGCUGAUGAAGACGAGGUGUCCUUCAACGAAGGUGACAACAUCAUCGACGUGACCAUCAUCGAUGACGGCUGGAUGGAAGGCAGGGUGGAGAGGACGGGACAGUUUGGCAUGCUGCCGUCUAACUACGUCGAGAUGCCUCGCUAGAAAUGCUGGCUGUAGAACGCUGAAUGGAGUCUCAAGACCUAGAAUAAUCCACCUUUUGCAACAUAGUGGCCAUUAAGAAUAGACCGAUUCAUUAGGCUCCGCCCCUUCACACACGAGAGGAAACAAAUUGUGCGCUUCUCCAGUGCCACACUAGCUGCGCGUGUCGUCCAGCAUGUGGACGCGUGUUGGACUUUCCUGACCCAUGUCGGACAUUGAUCACCGACUGUGAUUGGUUAAAAACACCAUGGGGGCGGGGCUUAACGAAUCGGUCUGUUGUUGACUGUUGUGAUGUCAUGCUAGCAGGUUGCCCAUUACGUAAUUAUUACGAUAUUAUUACGCACUCUUUGGGUUUCUCUCUCUCUCUCUCUAUCUCUCGUGCAGCGUAUCCACUGAACUUGGCCAUCACCUUGUUGAGAAUUCAAACGUCUUAAAAUUGGUCAUUGCCAGAGUUGAGUUUCAGUCUUGUUCCCGGAGUCAGUGUGCACUUGCCACACUUUAGUGUUAUUGUAGCUUGCCAGUCUAUUCAACUUGGGCCCUGGGACUGCCUAUCGAGCAAUUUUUGCAAGUAAAAUAAGACUCUUAAAUAAUCACUUCGGGCAAAGUCAAUGGCCAUUUAUCCUCAGUUUGAAGAAAAAAAACCACACACGCCAUGAACCAGUCGCAACAGUCAACAUUUGUUUUAUUUCCAUGUCUAAAACCUUUGCUUUUUUUCACCAAAAACAUUGUUAACCAACCCUUGAAAUCUGUCCGACACCCAAAAAGUUUGCGUGCCAAUUACCAGAUUGUUUUUGCAGUGGAGAAUCAUCAAUUCAUCUUUUGAAAUAAGAGUUUUUCCCUGUGUAUUUGAAGUGGUCACCUUUAUUACAAAAGUCGCCAGGAAGGCACUUUUUAUCUGUGCCUUCAGCGAGGUUGCUUUGCUAGAGUUCACUUAUUUGUCUAUUUUUGAUGAAGAUGAAAAUCAGGACUGCUUUUGUCUAGAUGUUGCUAAUUUCUCUGCAAAUGGUCAUGUAAGUGCAUACAUGUACGUGUUCAAUGUUUUUUGUUCCUAAUUCAGAAAUGUUUUAUGCGCAACAAAUUGAAUUGAAUUGGAAUUGAAAUGGCGUCUUCUUUUUUUCCAAUACUACAAGAUCAUUGUGUAAAUUGGAAGCCUUCCAAUGCUUAUUUGUGCUUUCAGGAAACUGAAAAUGGCAUUUAUGUUCAAGAGGAAGACUCCUUGAACUUUUGGCACUUGUGCCAGGAUGUGCGGCCAUUUUUUUUGGCAAAAGGUUUGGUGCUAAAAUUAGACUGUUCCAACUGUUGCGCCCUUGACUUUGAGUAAAAUACAUCAUUCUUAUCUCUUUGCAUGAGAACUGCAUGUCAAAUUGAACACGUCGGAACAUUAGAAUAAAUGAAACUUAAUUGUUGGGUUUUUUUGGGGGGGGGGGGAGUUUGAGAGUCUGGCAUGGUCACCGAGGAAUUUGAGCUCAUGACAAUGAUCAUUGUUUGUCUUUUAUUUUUUUUUGCAUGUAAACUUGAUACGAACGGUUGUUACAUCAUAGUAUAUUAACUACAAUUUUUUCUUUUUCUUAAAUAUUCUGUUCCUGAAGAAAAUGGGGAAAAAAGGUUGUAUUUUCUUAACAAUUUAAACCAGUUAA